AGAACAGAUGAUGGGGAUUAUACAGUGCUGCGGUAGAAGUGGGUUUUGUAGAGUGCUGCUGGCUUGGCUGUCAGCUCGAUGGUCGAGCUGUGGAGGUUUGGCUGAGGAGAUAUUCGCACCAUGGGCACCGGGAAUUACAUCUGCGUAACGCUGCUUGGUGGCGCACCCUGGGGAUUCACCCUGAGGGAAGAAGAGGGGGACACCUACAGACCUCUUCUAAUUUCCCAGGUAGAAGAGGGUGGCCGUGCCUUCCUGGCUGGAGUGCAGGAAGGCGAUGAGGUGGUGUCACUCAACGGAAACCCGAGUGCCGAUCUCACCCUUUUGCGAGCUUUUGCUCUCAUUGACACAUCAAUCAACUGCCUGCAGCUGCUUCUCAAAAGAUACCGUUCAAACCUCCCUGACAACUAUGAAUUAAAAGAGGAAUACUGUGGUGAAAGGGAUUCUUCUGCUGAGGCUUUAAAGAGCACCACCCUCCACAUCUUCUCCCCAAAGCACAGAUCGCAAAGCCCAAAGGAACUCAACAUAUCCGAGUCCCAGGACAAGACCUACUACGGAGAUCUGGACAGCGACAUAGGGUUUCGCAAGGGACACCAGCUACAUGCUCCCUCAUCUGGUGAUCAGAGAGGCUCGGGUUCUGUUUUAAAGGAAAAUGAUGAAGAAAUACGACAGUGCUUCUCUCCUGGGGACGUGAUCGAGCUCCAGUUGUCCCUGUCUAAGCAAACACUGGAUGAUGUGGGCAGCACAUCUCUUGGGAGUGCUCGUGGGAUUGAGGGGGAACCCUCAAACAGAGAGGCCCUCGAGAAGAUCCAUACCAACACCACAUCGCACUACGUACCUUGCUCUGUCAGAGAGCCGCUUGGACAGCACGGGGUGGUGCUCAGUUCCCCUUCAGUGCUGGGGCAGGUGGAGGUAAUUUUACAGCAGCCAGCAGCAUCAGGAGCGGGGAGGGGUGGCCCCAGGAUCAGUAGAAGUGGUGGAUCUCAAGGCAAAGGAGAAGAAGGAGGAGGGCACCAUAAGGGAGUUCCUGGGUCUUUUACUGUCUCAUUUGAAAUUCCCUCAGAAGAGACGACACCAGCAGAAGAACUAGACUCUGAUUCUGAGGGGGAUCGAGACAAACCUAAUAAGCAUCGGCCAAGGCACGCCAGGCUCAGGCGUAGCGAGAGUUUGUCUGAGAAGCAGGUGAAGGAAGCCAAGUCCAAAUGUAAACAUAUUGCUCUUCUUCUUACGGCCGCUCCGCCCAACCCCAACAACAAGGGGGUGUUGAUGUUCAAGAAACAUCGACAGAGGGCCAAGAAAUACACACUUGUGAGCUACGGCACAGGAGAAGACCAACCAGAGUACAGUGACGAAGAGGACGAGGAAGAAGGAGACAAUCAAGCCACCCACACUGUUAAAUUCACCCUUGUGGCUCCUAGCGAUUCUGAUGUAGACAAGGAUUUUCUCACUAAUGCCCAUAGUAGCAAAGCUGUGCUAGCUAUCACCUUGGACAAGGGUCUCCUUGAUAUUGAAAAGAACCUGAACAGUCAAGCAGAGAUGGAGUGUUUGCCUGAAACCAAGGGGAAGGGUGCCCUAAUGUUUGCCAAACGGCGCCAGAGGAUGGAUGAGAUUUCUGCUGAACACGAGGAGCUUAGGCGCCAGGGGAUUCCUGUGGAAGGAGGGCACGAGGCUGAAAAGAAGACAGUGGAGCAAUCUUACAUGCAGUCAACAACAGAGGGCCAUGCUUACAUGGAUGUAAAUAUACACCAACAAAGCCAGCACCAGCAACAGUACCGGCAAUAUCAAGAUCAAGAGUACUAUGAGCAACAGCAGAACUACCAACAACAGUGUCAGCAACAGCAGUAUGAUCAGCAGCAUUACCAACAACAGCAAAGGUAUCCGCAGCAGCAAGAAUAUCAUCAGCAGCAGCAGCAGCAGUAUUCUGCAGCUGUCAAUGGUACACUCCAACAUCAAACCAGUGAAAUGCACACUUCUUUCAGCAAUCGUACUGCAAAGCCCUUCUCAGUACAAAACAUGGUGGCUACCCCUUAUUCUCCUGCAGUGAGUGGGACCAGUCAAGAUUCGGUGGGCCAAGGAGAACAGAUAGCUUCCCGUGAUGAGCGCAUUUCUACCCCUGCAAUUAGAAGUGGACUUUUGAUGGACGCAAGGAAAAGAAGUACUGGCAAGCCCAUGUUCACAUUUAAGGAAGCACCAAAAGUAUCACCUAACCCAGAACUGCUGACCCUCGUCAACAGGAGGGUGUGUGGGGAGAGAGGAACUGAGGAAGACUACCUUAGCCUUGGGGCUGAGGCUUGUAAUUUCCUCCAGUCUGCACGUUUUAAACACAAGACUCCUCCACCAGUGGCUCCAAAGCCCAUGAUCAACCCCAGCUCUCCUCCUUGGUCCACACAGAUGGAAAUGACCAACACAGAGGAGCAGCACACAUGGCCUCUCCCAGAACCUGAAUCUCAACACAAGCCUCUGCAAGUGACAGCUCAGGAGGAAAGUGGUCAUAUGAAUUCUACUCAGCAGCCUGAGUAUGUGACUACCUGGCCUGUAGCACAAACACAAGCACAACAGCAGCCAUCUGCCAAUUCCUGGCAUUCAAGUCAUGUACAGCCCCAGGAGCCACUUCCACAUACUUGGACCCCUCAAAUUCAACCAUCCUGGAGUCAGUCUCAAGGCGAGACACAAACCCAGACACCUGCUCAGCCAUCCUGGGCCCAGCCUCGAGAGCCAGCACGGUCUGAGCCACAGGCUCGUUCACACUGGACACACCCUCAUGAGCAGCCACACUUACAGCCAAUACAGUCAUCUUGGAAUCAGCCUGAGGAACCAGAGCAGCAGCCACCCCAGGCCUCAUGGAUUCAGCCAUCACAAACAGAUACUCAGCAUCAACCAGCAUGGGUGCAACAACCCCAGCAAAAAUCCCAAGCACAACCUUCCUGGGUUCAACAGCCAGAAUCCACGCCACAGGCAUCAUGGGGUCAGCAGCCACAGUAUCAGGCUCCACAACAAGCAUGGCCACAGGCCCAAGUUCUUAGUCAACCUCAACCAUCCUGGAUCUCAGCUCAGACUCAACAGCAACCACAGUCUUCAGUUAAUGCAUGGCCUCCAUUACAAGCACAAGAACAGGCUCAGCCACAAUGGAUUCAAACAGCCCAAGCACAACCUCAAGUACAGCCUCAAGCCAAUUUGAAUACUUGGGCACCAGGACCAUCUCAGGCUCAGUCCCCACCAUCAUGGGGAGGGCAACAUCCAGAACAUGGUCAGCACACCAGGAGUUCUUGGGCCCAGGAGCAAAAUCAGACACAGCAACAAACAUCUUGGACUCCAUCAGUUCCACCUCAGUCCACAGCCCAACCAAAGUUGCAGCCACCCACUUCACAGCCAAAAGUGAACACGUGGUCUCCAGCUCAGACAACUGGGAACACCUGGACACCACAGCCACAGCAGCCACCUGUGAAUGUUUCCACAUUAACAGUGAAUCCACAUCCUCCUCCAAAGUCUUGGCACCCAUCACAACAUGCCCCAAAGACCCGGACCACUCCACUGCAGCCACAGCACCUUCACUCGUUUACAGUUGGUCAAAGAGCUUCAUCAUCCAUCAACCCUAUGGCCAGUGUAUUAAUCCCAUCAUCUUCAGGUUCAGCUUAUGAGAUGCCAGCUGUCAGAGGCAAAGGAGCUGAUAUGUUUGCCAAGAGGCAGUCUCGUAUGGAGAAGUUUAUCGUGGACUCAAACGGGGCGGGCCGCCCGCCGUCACCGGCUGCUUCCUUACCAAAUGAGUGGAAAUAUACUUCCAGUGUACGUGCUCCACCUUCACGUUCAUAUAAUCCUAUUCAGUCCCCCUCCUAUCCCCCUGCAGCAACAAAGCAGCCCCCCUCAAGUAGCAUUUCAUCCAAAGCUAAGAAAAAAGAGAAACAAAUGCCUGCCCGUAAACCUCUCAGUGUUGUAGAAGUCAUGAAGCAUAAACCCCAUCAGCUUAGCUCCUCACUCUUUACCUUUGGCCCAGCAGCAGAGGUCCCCAAACCCCCUGUACCUAGGCCUGAUCCUUCACCUCCUAACCCACCUGCUGAAAGCCAGUCAGUUAAAUAUGAGCAAACGGCCCCUGUUUACUCAGCUGGACCGGUUCAUGCUCCAUACCCUCAGCAGGCCUAUGGGAUGCCCAUGCAACCUAUCAUGCAUGAUGAUCACUACCAGCACUCCCCAGUUUAUCCUUCUCCCAGUCCUUAUCAGCAACCACCUGGAGAGCCAUACCAGCAAGCCUAUAACCAACAGUAUCAACAACCCGCCCCACCUGCUUAUCAUCCCCAAGCUGCUGGGUCUCCAAACCUCCCCUAUCAACAGGCACCAAUGGCCCCUUACCAAUCAGCCAGCAGCCCUCCCUACCUGGCAGCUCCCUCCUUCAGUAGCCAUGCUGCUCCUAGUUUUCAUUCAAGGCCUGAAUCUGUGUCAGGUGGCAGCACUGCAGCCGCUCCUAAGCCGAGGUUUACAGCUAAUAAGAGCUCAGCUCAGGCGCCUGGCAGGAGCUACUCCCUUUCCCCACCAGUCAGAAUACCAUCCACAGGCCAGAGGUCAGCUUCCUUUUCCCCUAAGCCUCUGGCUCAGGUCUCUACAACUCCCCCAGGAAGGCAGACGUCCUUGGAGAAAGGCCACAAACCCCUUACACCCUGGGAGGCUGCUUCCCGGCAUCCUCUGGGCCUGGUGGAUGAAGCCUUUACUGUCCAGAACUUCCAGCAAACCCUUGCCUCAAACAUCUGCUUGGCAGCCCAGCGCAAACUGCUGCCAGAACCGCCAGUGGAGUGGAAGCCCCGGGUGUCUCACCAAGCCCCAAAGAAAACAGGCAGCCAGACUUGGAGCCAGAGCCAGAGUCACAGCAAGAGUCGAGCUCCACUGCCAUCUUUUAUGUCUCCGACAAAGUGCACUGUGUCUGCAGUUCCUGAUGGCUACAGGUCCGCAGCCUCAGAGGCCUGUGACACAAGAAGACCUGGGGUCCUCAGUGUCCUCUGA
Molecule: messenger RNA, 4986 nt
Organism: Monopterus albus (swamp eel)
Lineage: Eukaryota; Metazoa; Chordata; Actinopteri; Synbranchiformes; Synbranchidae
Gene: synpo2a
Product: synaptopodin 2a
Biological process (GO): positive regulation of actin filament bundle assembly
Cellular component (GO): nucleus; Z disc; actin cytoskeleton
Molecular function (GO): actin binding
Source: RefSeq, a predicted model, not a curated record